CGUCGUUUGGUCCAGUCCGUCACUCUGUCCUAACUGUCUGCCAGCCACCAAUGAACCAAAACAAACCACGUGCGAAUGAUCCAAAUUUCGGCCCAGUAAACCCCCCACCACUUAUGCUUCGUGUGCCAUGAGAGUGGGUUUUCAGUGGGUUUGAAGAGCCCUACGCGGGUUGACAGGCACACCUCAGUCCAAAGAACCUCCCUACAUGUCUGGAGGGCAUACUCACCCUUGAUGAUCGCCCCAAAAUGGAGUCGAAUAUUCGUAACCUUUUGAGAGACGACCCAGCCAGUUUCAAUUGCUCAUAAUCGGUCGACGAGAAAUACUUGAUCCAUGAUUGAUGUACAUGUUGCUCGACCUGGAAAAUCAUGAAGGAAUUUGCCGUCUCAGCAUUUUAUCCUAAGCCAGGAUCCACUGAGGUCGCUCUCAGUCCUCCGGAACAUGUCCGCCCAAUGGUCACGCCAUGAUUCGAACCACCCCCAGCGAAGUCUAGCCCGACAACAAUUUGGCUUGGAUGUGGCACCACGCCUCCAAUCCACGGUGCAACUCAGAUCCACCCGGAAAGCCCGAGUCAAGAUGGAUCCGGAGAAAUCCGUUUUGUUCGUGUGCUUGGGUAAUAUCUGCCGAUCGCCCAUAGCCGAGGCCGUUUUCCAUCGGAUCCUCAAAGAUCGUGGACUCACGGGCACGUGGAAGGUCGAUUCGGCUGCGAUAGGCGAGUGGCACGUGGGAAAGCUACCCGAUUCGAGAGCGAGGAAAGUGAUGGAACGGCAUCAAUUGGAAAUGGAGACCUUGGCCCGACAGAUUUGUACCGAGGAUUUCUCAAGUUUCAAGUACAUCUUUGGCAUGGAUUCACAGAACAUGCUGGACCUCGGUGGAAUUUCUCCCCCGGAUUGUCCAGCCGUGAUCGAAAUGUUGGGGGUCCAUCAUCCCGCGGGCCAAACGAUCGAGAUCAGAGAUCCUUAUUAUGAUACCGGUGAUGCCGGAUUCGAGAAGUGCUAUGCGGAAUGUCACGCCUGCUUGAGUCAUUUCCUGGACAAGAUUCAACCGUCCAAAUCAAACUGAGGAUAUGUAUUUAUCAGUAAAUGAGAAAAUCAGGGCAAAACAAACCAAAAAGUGUUGAUAAAAAAAAAUGUACAGAAAUUUGUGC
Tigriopus californicus is the source of this 1144-nucleotide messenger RNA. RefSeq names its product low molecular weight phosphotyrosine protein phosphatase-like. Lineage: Eukaryota; Metazoa; Arthropoda; Copepoda; Harpacticoida; Harpacticidae. Bases 439 to 1059 code for a protein of 206 amino acids. The record is from RefSeq and is a predicted model, not a curated record. Gene Ontology annotation, cellular component: cytoplasm. Gene Ontology annotation, biological process: protein dephosphorylation. The transcript is spliced from 3 exons. Gene Ontology annotation, molecular function: non-membrane spanning protein tyrosine phosphatase activity; acid phosphatase activity.